GUUAAUUCAUCUACUUACACUAUUUACAUGGGAAAGGACAAAUAUGAAAAUGAAGAUCUGAUAAAGUAUGGCUGGCCUGAAGAUGUUUGCAUUCCAUUUAAGAGACCUUGAAGAAAAGAACAGAAUCUAAUAGCCACUCUUGCUGUGUAGGAAGAGCCGUUAUUAAUAAAGAGCUGUCACUAAGCAAGCAGGAGCCAAGAUGGCAGGUGCACCCUUUCAGCUGAGGUUUCACGUGGACAAACUUUCUUCGGCUCAUGUGUACCUACGAUUACAAAAGGGAGAGAAGAUAGAAGACAUUCCAAAGGAGGUUCUGAUGGACUGUGCCCACCUUGUGAAGGCCAAUAGCAUUCAAGGCUGCAAGAUGAACAACGUUAAUGUGGUUUACACGCCAUGGUCUAACCUGAAGAAGACAGCUGACAUGGAUGUGGGGCAGAUAGGCUUUCACAGGCAGAAGGAUGUAAAGAUUGUGACAGUGGAGAAGAAAGUGAAUGAAAUCUUGAACCGAUUAGAAAAGACCAAGUUGGAGAAGUUUCCGGACCUAGCAGCAGAGAAAGAAGGCAGAGACCGCGAAGAGAGGAAUGAGAAGAAAGCCCAGAUUCAGGAAAUGAAAAGGAAAGAGAAAGAAGAAAUGAAGAAGAAAAGGGAAAUGGAUGAGCUUAGGAGCUACUCAUCACUAAUGAAGGUUGAGAAUAUGUCCUCAAAUCAAGAUGGUAACGAUUCUGACGAGUUCAUGUGAACUGAGCAAAGGACCCUGGGAAGACACGAGUGUGCAGACCACUACAGAGCUUCUGAUCUCAUCUGGGUUCUGAGUACAGAGACCAAGCAGCCAGCCACACUCUACCUUCAUUCUACAUGGACAUCAUUGUGUUUGGAGUUAAAAACAGUCAUCUUUCUGCUGAUGAAAAGAACAGAUGUAUAAUAUAGUUGAACUUGAAGAAAGUUUAGGAAAAGGAGACUAUUUUUGGCAGAACAUACGUCAGUACCUCAUGAAGGCUGACUGCCUUUGCUUUUGAGAUAGACAUUUGAGCAGACCGACUCUGGAAAGUGUUUCUGUGGCUGUGGUCUGUCCUGGAAAUAUGUCAUGAAAUGCGUUAACUAUUUUUAAAAUACCUACUUCUCUGAAGAGGACUGCUGGGUUUCUCAGGCUGGGCCCUCCUGACGAUGGUUUACUGACUAGAAGGAAGGCUCCGGGUUGAGGGCAGCAGUACUUACCUAACUGGGAUUUCUCUUGCUGGCGUCAGAGUAGCUGGCCCAGCUCUUAGCUUCUUCUAAGGGUUAUGUUCUCACUCCUCUGAGGUGAGGGCCCCAUCUAGCAUUGUAGUUACACAGUUGAUCUUAACCAAGCUUUAGGAACUCAUCACCCAAAAUCACAAGUGAUCCUAGCCACAGAUGUGACAACUGGAGUCUGAAGCCAUUUGUGUGUGUGGAGGGGGACAGGAAAGGGUGCUCUACUAGUUGUGAGAGUGACGCAGAUUGCCUCAUAAUUGUCUUGACUGUAUCAUGAAACAAAAGUCCACCGUGGAUUGCAAGCUUCAGAAAGAAUCAAACAUUUUUCCUAGCCAGCCAAGGCAUCUGUUUCCUUACUUUGGAAUAAUAUUUAUGUUGAAUUGUAAGCCCACAGUUGUAGGCUCAGUGACUUCACAUGUAACAUUGGUACUGGUCUAAGCCACCUGCUAUCCAGUAGAUACCUUUUUGCUACAGUGUUUAAGGGAACCCCUGUAGAGAUUCAACAGAGCAGUGAGAGAGGAGAGAGCAUAGCCGGCAGGGUAGUGAGUGGCAUGCAGAUCCAUAUUCUAGCCCACCACACAGUGCCCACAGCUCAGGGGUGCUGAGCCAGCAGAAAUGAUUUCUUCAGCAAAUGUACACCAGCUGUCAUCACUGACGUAUGACAAAACCAGACUGAUGAUCCCUGGUAUUUCAAGUUGAGUAUGAGUUGAACUGGAAAAUUCUCUGAGGCAUAACUUGUUAGCCAAUUUGAGGGGUAUGAAAAUCAGCACCAGAAAUCAGUGUGCGCACGUGUGUGUGUGUGUGUGUGUGUGUGUGUGUGUGUGUGUGUGUGUGUGUGUGUGUGUGAGAGAGAGAGAGAGAGAGAGAGCUUUAGACGAGUUCUGUGAUUUAAAAAAUUAUAAUAAAGUAUCAUUUUUAUCAGAAA
Messenger RNA from Rattus norvegicus (Norway rat), 2152 nucleotides. The record is from RefSeq and is a predicted model, not a curated record. NCBI's taxonomy places the organism in Eukaryota, Metazoa, Chordata, Mammalia, Rodentia, Muridae.